Oryza sativa Japonica Group (Japanese rice) is the source of this 2011-nucleotide messenger RNA. RefSeq names its product probable inactive receptor-like protein kinase At3g56050. Lineage: Eukaryota; Viridiplantae; Streptophyta; Magnoliopsida; Poales; Poaceae. The record is from RefSeq and is a predicted model, not a curated record. Gene Ontology annotation, molecular function: ATP binding; protein kinase activity. Gene Ontology annotation, biological process: protein phosphorylation.
GUUGUGGAGUCGCCUUCGUGCAGCCUCCUUUUCCCUCUCCUCCCCACCAUCUUCCGCUGCCACUUUCGCCGUCGUCGUCGGCGCCAGCCACCGCCCUUCUCCCCAACCAACCACGCGCUUCCCCUCUCCGCUUCCACCUCCUCUCGGGUUCCCUCCCGUCGAUGCCACCGCGCCAUUCCUCUUCUUCUCCUCACUCGCCCUGCGGCUGAAGCAAUGGAGCUCCCGUGCCCGAGGCUGCUGCUGCUUCUUCGUCUUCUUGUGUUCUUGGUUGCGGUUUCUUGGCCGCUCUGCGGCGCAGGGACUGAAGGCCUCGGAGUUGGAGAGGAGGGGUUGAGCAGCAUUGGUGCUUCUUCUGGUUCUAGGAACGUUAGAAGACUUCUGCAGACUGGUGGAGUAAACCAAGGUGCACCAGCUCCUCUACCACUUGAACAAUCUCCAUCAGCAUCAGGACCGGUGUCUUCUCCAUCACCCUCGCCAUGGGUAUCCCCACCGAAAGGCUCACCAUCACCAUCACCAUCUUCAAAAAUCAUAGCACACAGAUCUCCACACCAUCCAUUCACAACCCCUCCACAAUUGGUUAGGCCUAAGCCUACAACUCGGCGAGCUGAGCACGAUCAUUCAGUUGAAACUACAGGUCGCUCUUGGUUUAAACGUUCCUGGACAACUUAUGGUUUUAUCGCAGCAGGGAUUGCUGCUCUCCUUAUCAUAUCAGCAGCUGGUGCAUUCUACUGCCGAGCUAAAAAGAUGGGGACUGUGAGGCCAUGGGCAACGGGACUUAGCGGGCAAUUGCAAAAGGCUUUUGUAACCGGUGUGCCUGCAUUGAAACGAUCAGAGCUGGAAACAGCGUGCGAGGAUUUUAGCAAUAUAAUUGGUUGUACAUCUACCUGUACACUGUACAAGGGAACUUUAUCUAGUGGAGUUGAAAUAGCAGUGGCAUCAAGUUUGGUAACGUCUGCAGACGAUUGGUCAAAAGAAUGUGAAUCUCGGUACAGGAGAAAGAUCACAAGUUUGUCCAAAGUAAGCCACAAGAACUUUAUGAACUUGCUUGGCUAUUGUGAGGAAGAGCAACCUUUUACCAGAGUGAUGGUGUUUGAAUAUGCUCCAAAUGGAACACUUUUUGAGUAUCUGCAUGUUAGAGAAGCCGAGAAGCUGGAUUGGAUGACGCGGCUCAGGAUAUCCAUGGGAAUCGCUUACUGUCUCGAGCAUAUGCAUCAGCUUAAACCACCUGUUGUGCCAAGGAAUUUCGACUCGACGACCAUAUACCUUACCGACGAUUUCGCUGCAAAGGUGUCCGACCUUGAAUUUUGGAGCGGUGCAAAGGAACCAAAUCCAGCCACCAGCAACUCCAGCUCCUCCUCGGACCUCGAGAACACGGUGCGCAAGUAUGGCAUGGUAUUGCUGGAGAUGCUGACCGGAAGAGUUCCCGAUUCUGAGGAGGACGGGCCACUGGAACGGCUGGCGUCUCGCUACUUCGAUGGCGAGACGCGCCUCGCAGAGCUGAUUGACCCGAGCAUCGGUUCCUUCUCUGAAGAAGCCGCGCGUUCGCUGUGCGAAGUGGUGAGGAGCUGCAUUGAUCCUGAUCCUAAGAGGAGGCCGACCAUGGCGGAGGUUGCAGCUCGGAUGAGGGAGAUCACCGCGCUGGGUCCGGACGGAGCAACUCCGAAGGUGUCGCCGCUGUGGUGGGCUGAGCUGGAGAUCAUGUCCUCCGAGAGCUAAUCACUAGCUGCAUCAAGAAUGGCAUUUUUCUUAAAAUUUUUGCGGGGAAAGAAUGGCGUUCAUGUCUGAUGUCUCGUUCUGAAAAUUCUUUCGUUUGUCGGUUGCCGCUAAUCUUGCUCGUGGAAUUUGUGUUCAGGUAGAAUCUUAGAAGAUGUUCUGAAUGUUUGUUUCCUGUGCAUAGCUGCAGAUAUAGUGAGUGCUACUUUACAUGUAAAAGAGUGGUUAGUUUUCAGCAGACUGAACUGCAAACAUUUUAGCUGACUCUGCAAUGGACAAAAGAGUUCUGAGUUUCAUC